This is a messenger RNA of Lolium perenne, 1905 nucleotides long. Its product is annotated as vacuolar fusion protein CCZ1 homolog. Gene Ontology annotation, biological process: vesicle-mediated transport. Gene Ontology annotation, cellular component: Mon1-Ccz1 complex; intracellular membrane-bounded organelle. NCBI's taxonomy places the organism in Eukaryota, Viridiplantae, Streptophyta, Magnoliopsida, Poales, Poaceae. The record is from RefSeq and is a predicted model, not a curated record.
AGCGGCUCGCCGGUCGCGCCGGUGGUUCCUCGGCAAUUCCGGUCAAGAUGGGGCUGUCUUCCGCCGCCGCGAUCGACGGGGCGCAGCUGUGCGUCUUCGACCUCAGGAGGGGGCAGCAGGAGGGGCAGGAGCUCGACAAGAUCCUUUUCUUCCACCCCGCCGACUGCCCCAUCCUGCUCCAGCUCUCCGUCAUCGGCCUCUGCGAAGGGAUCAUCACUUUCACCAGAAUAUUUUCUCCUGAAGAUGACUGUGAGGUGAUAGAAUCGGAUAGACACUCCCACGUGUUUUACCAAGCUGAGCCAGAUAUUUGGAUGGUUCUGGUGGUAGAGAAAACUAAGGACAGCGAAUCAACUUUACGUUUCGGUGCAUUGCAAGGAAUACUUAAAGAAUCACACUCACUUUUCACAAUGUUUCAUGGACCAAUCCGAGCUUUACUUGACAGACAACCAAGUGCUGAACUUGCCCGCGGUCAUCUUCACACAUUUGUCACAGAUUAUUUAAGCGAUUUUAUUGUUGGCAAAAAGCUACAAUUGCCUACCUACCGUGAUAGCCUAACGGAGCGGGGAACAGUCCAAAUGUUAACAGUCUCACGAGAAGUGGCACUUGAAGUUCAGUCACUCACCGCAGUUCUUGGGUCAUGUCUUGGAAACGUAAUCUGCCAAUCAAUUGUAUUGUUUGAGGACCUCUUGGUGUCUACAACACUUCCCCCGGAUGAUACAUUAAACCUAUACACUUAUGCUAUCCUGAGGUUGACUCCUCGUGCUUUAUACUCUAAUGCAAAUUCAUGGUCCUAUCUGCGGAAAGGGACUUAUGUUAAUGCUGGCCCCGCUUCAAGUUCGUCAAAUGGAGCAGCUGCAGCAGAAAGGUAUCAUAGUCGAUCUCGUGACACUUCUCCUGGUGGACAAAAUCAGAUGCAUCAUAAUUUCAGGCCUCUCCAGCGUGAGAAAUUGUCCAAGGGGAAAGAUGGUUUUGUUGCUGCUGACUUUGCAACUACAGAAGUUCGUGCUGCUGUACCAUUGACUCCGAUAUUGUGGUUCCAGCAGGCAGAGGAGCGCAUGUAUCUGUGCGUUUAUCAGCACAAGAACCUUACUAUCUUACUGCUGAUUCCAGCUUCCUCUGUAAUAAAUGGAGAAGAGGGCAUUGCUCACGUCAAGAAGCAUCUUCUGGAAAAUGCAUCACAGAACAUUGUCACUGUUGAACAAAAACUAACACGGGGAUGGGGAGGAGAAAAUGCCUAUCAUGUCGCUGGAUAUCGUUACCUACUUGUUGAUCCAGACAGAAAAGUAUCAAGAGCCUCCCCACCUGGGAAAGUCACCACCUUGUCAAAGGAUUCUCUUCUUGCCCUGAAUAGGCUAAGAGAAGAAAUAGAUUUAGAGAAGUCAAGAGCUAAGAGGAGUGACCCUACCCAUGACAAGGAUUAUGAAGUAUGCAUCAGAGCGAAAAAUAAUGCAUGGGUUAUUGCUAAAAUUACUCGAGGAAGAGAACUCUACAUGGCUUUAGAGAAGGGCGGUGAAACACUUCUUUAUGCAUCUACAGCUGUUGAGAAAUUUAGCAACAGGUACUGUGAGGGGGCAUUCUCUACAGACUGAAAGCACCGGCAUGAGAUGCUCCCCCUUUAGAUUCACAAAAAAAGAAGACGACAUGCUUCCUCCUCCCACUAUCCAGCACAUGGUUUUUCACUGGAUCACUCAUGCUGUGUAAUGAAUGUGGAUCUAAUGCCAUGACUAGACUCAUACCAGUUGUACAGCUGCCUGUUGUUGCUUGCCAUGCGAGAUUAGAGGCUUCUUUAGAGAAUAAUGCAAAGCAGGAACGGCAUGUUUCUCUAAGGUUUUGCAGCCUACUGGAAUACAUAAGACCGACCAUAUCGUUUCCUUUUUUUAAUGCUAACGCUGCACUGCUGACUCA